Molecule: messenger RNA, 1219 nt
Organism: Ceraceosorus guamensis
Lineage: Eukaryota; Fungi; Basidiomycota; Exobasidiomycetes; Ceraceosorales; Ceraceosoraceae
Product: mitochondrial carrier
Exons: 3
Coding region: 116-946 (276 amino acids)
Biological process (GO): mitochondrial L-ornithine transmembrane transport
Molecular function (GO): L-ornithine transmembrane transporter activity
Source: RefSeq, a predicted model, not a curated record
CGAUCUGGUGAAGGUGCGGCUGCAAACCGCAUCAGAUUCAUAUGCUGGAGCUGGAGAUUGCGCGAGGCAGACGUGGGCCAAGGAAGGAUUGAGGGGUCUGUACAGGGGCAUCUCCAUGCCCCUCCUGGGCGCAAGCUUUGAGAAUGCUACGCUCUUCGUGACGUACAACUCGACGCAAAGCCUCAUCAGGUAUCUCUCGGGCCAGUCAGAUGCUUCGACAUCCGCCGCCGGCACAACCCUGCCUCCUCUCUCCAUGUUCCAGCUGGGCAUCGCAGCGGCAGCAGCUGGAGCAGCCACGUCUUACGUGCUCACCCCCAUCGAACUCAUCAAGUGUCGAAUGCAGGUCCAGAUGAUUGCAAAGGAGCAAGCCGCGCUCACCACGACCAGCGCAUCAGGCGGUCCUGCUUCUGCUUCUGCUUCUGCUUCUGCUGCUAUCCGAUCUUUGCCGGGACCCGUGACGCUGGCACGCCAAGUCAUUGCAAGCGAAGGCAUCACUGGCUUGUGGCUGGGUCAGACGGGCACUCUGCUCAGGGAGACUGGCGGUGGCAUCGCCUGGUUUUUGGCCUUCGAAGCGACCUGCAGGGAGUUCUUGGCGCGGCGAAGCAGGACGAACCGGCCGGAUCAAAAGUCAGACUUGUCUUCCCUCGAGCUCGUCACUGCUGGGGCGGCAGCUGGCAUCGGCUACAACGUGAUUCUGUUUCCUGCAGAUUGCAUCAAGAGCACCAUACAGACGGAAAAGGAGCUCAAACCUAACCAGCCGAUCGCAGGCUUCCUGGAGACUGGAACGAGGAUAUACAGACAGCGAGGCAUCAGGGGUUUGUACGCUGGUUGUGGAAUCACGUGCCUGAGAAGCGCGCCCAGCAGCGGUGAGUCACACGGCUUUGGCUCGAUGCAGCUCAGAGGCGCAGCGUUGAGCGCAAGGCAACGCCGGGGGCCAAAAAGCUGAUGCCAAGAGUCCCGAUGCUUUGACGCGACGAUCUACGUGGUGUGCUCAGCUCUCAUCUUGUGAGUCUUGGAGCGCGACUCAGCUUUGACGGCGGCCAGAGUUGUUGUCGAUGCAAUGUAGCGCGCUGACCGCUGUGAUCGCUCGGCUUUUCUCACAGCUUACUGUACAGCAAACUAGAACAAUUGGCUGACCGUCACGGCAUAUAGAGUAGAGUGCAAAAUAAUACCGAGUGAAUGAUACUUGAAGACAAUCAGAUGGCGAGGUUUCAGCGGC